Artibeus jamaicensis (Jamaican fruit-eating bat) is the source of this 2876-nucleotide messenger RNA. It is a transcript of the gene MIER2, whose product is annotated as MIER family member 2. Gene Ontology annotation, molecular function: transcription corepressor activity; histone deacetylase binding. The record is from RefSeq and is a predicted model, not a curated record. Gene Ontology annotation, cellular component: nucleoplasm. Gene Ontology annotation, biological process: negative regulation of transcription by RNA polymerase II. The transcript has 14 exons. NCBI's taxonomy places the organism in Eukaryota, Metazoa, Chordata, Mammalia, Chiroptera, Phyllostomidae. The coding region runs from base 276 to 1859 and encodes 527 amino acids.
AGUGGUCUCCUGCCUCACUCAUAGCCUGUGCACUGGGGAGCCUGGAUUGCCUACAACAGCAGACCAGUCAUGGAGAGAGAGCAGUGAGCACAUCGUGACUUUUUUGGAAAAAACCAAAAUCUGAUAUAAUAUCUACUACUCAGUGGGCUGUGCAUGGGACACUGCUGUUGCCCUGCUGAGGGAGAAGAAGGGACGGGCAUUUGGUGGGCCUACUGUGUGCUGUUCCUUGGCCUAAUCCCUGCACUGUGCCUGCAGUGACUCAUGGAGGUGUGUCCAUGGGCUCUGCAGACCAGCAGUUCAAUCUCGCAGAGAUCCUGUCACAGAACUACGGCAUCCGGGAGGAGGGUGAAGGGACUGCGCGACGCCCAGAGCCGCUUGAGGAAGAGCUGGACAAAGACUUCAUCUCCCAGAGCAGUGACAUGCCCCUUGACGAGCUGCUUGCCCUCUAUGGCUAUGAGACAUCAGACCCCAUCUCAGAGCGGGAGAGUGAGGGCAGCGAUGCCACAACCAACCUCCCGGACAUGACUCUGGACAAGGAACAAAUAGCGAAGGAUUUGCUUUCAGGGGAAGAAGAAGAAGAGACACAGUCCUCCGCCGAUGACCUCACCCCCUCUGUGACCUCCCACGAGACCUCUGACCUUUUCCCUAGCCAGAAUGGACCCCGCUUCCUGACUGGCACAGACAAAGAGCUGUGCUCUUCCACCUCGUCUGACAAUGAGGAGGACCCUCUUCCUGCCAACAAGUGUAAGAAGGAGAUCAUGGUUGGGCCUCAAUUCCAAGCUGACCUCAGCAACCUGCACUUGAACCGCCUUGGUGAGAAGAUCUAUGAGAACGAAGACCAGCUGCUGUGGGACCCCAACAUCCUCCCUGAGAGGGAGGUGGAGGAGUUCUUGUAUCGGGCAGUCAAGCGGAGAUGGCACGAGACGGCUGGGUCUCAGCUCCCGGAGGGAGAAACAGUGAAAGAUAGUGAGCAGGCACUGUAUGAGUUGGUGAAAUGCAGUUUUAAUGUGGAGGAGGCUUUGCGGAGACUGCGGUUCAACGUGAAGGUGAUCCGAGAUGGGCUCUGUGCUUGGAGUGAGGAGGAGUGCAGGAACUUUGAGCACGGUUUCCGCGUGCACGGGAAGAACUUCCACCUGAUCCAGGCCAACAAGGUGCGUACCAGGUCUGUGGGCGAGUGCGUGGAGUACUACUACCUGUGGAAGAAGUCCGAGCGCUAUGACUACUUCUCCCAGCAGACACGGCUGGGGCGGAGGAAAUACGGCCCGUCGGGAACCACGGACACAGACCAGGACCUAGAUAGCAGUGACCCUGAUGGCCUCUCGCGUCCCCGCUCCUCAUCACUCCUGCCCCCUGCCACUGACAGCCUAGGCCCUGAGCAGGACCCUGCGGCGAGGAUGCACAUGGAGCCGCUGAGCGUGGACGGCGUGCCUGGCAGUCUUGGUGAGCCUGAGGAGGGCUCCAACGGCCUCCCAUCCUCGGAGCCAGGGCCCUGUCUGUUCCAGCAGCUGGACGCUCCCCCCAUCGUGCCCCUGCCCCAGCGGCCCCUGGCCCUGGCCGAGCCGGCCUUCUGCCCCUCCGCUACAGCUGCUCCAGAGCCCGCCGACGCCAGCUCGAGACUGGCUGUGGACUUGGCCCUGCCCUCGGCCCUCCCUGAGGAGAUGCCCCUGGUCUCCAGCCACGUGGAUAUGGACGGAGAGCCUGAGGAGGCUGUGGCCCCUGCGCAGGUGGCCUUGUCGGUCACGGAGUUUGGACUUAUUGGCAUUGGGGACGUGAAUCCUUUCCUGGCUGCCCACCCAGCGUGCCCGGGCCCUGGGCUGCAUUCGGAGCCCCUGUCACACUGUAACGUGAUGACCUGUUGAUUCCUGGCCACAGGCGGGUGUGUGUGGCCUAGACUGGACUUGGGGCCACUGUGGGGCCUGCCUCAGCCCGUCAGUCUUCCCGACCCUUUUCCUCGUGGGCCUCGGGUAAUGCCUUCUCUGCUUCAGAACACUUCAAGGACUGGGGUGAGCAGUGGUGGGGCUACUAGCCCUGCCCCUCCCCACACGCAGACCGGCACCCUCAGCGCCGGGCACCGCCGCCUGGCUCCAGGCUGCCACUCACCGUGGGACCCGUUGGGCAGCUGGGUGCAGAGGGCCGGGUCCCCUCUAGCCAGCAGAGGCCAGGAAAGGCAUCCCUGCCUGUCAGGGUGAGACAGGGCAGGGGGAUGCCCUCCCCGCCACCCCCACCAGCAGUCUCUGCCCAGGGAGCCCCCAGCACUCUACUUGGCUCUGUCUCCCUGCACCUAGCAGGGCCAUGGGCUGCCCCAGCCCGGGGGUCGGCGGGCAGCUGCUACUCGGUGCCAAACCCCAUGGGGCACAGAGCCAUAUACCUCGAUGUUGGCCCCGCCCCACCCUUGACCUCACCCACUCUGUCCACUUCAGGAAAAGCCGCACUUUAUGCCCAUCUGCCCCCUCUCUCUAUCCGCCCCAGGGCCUCUCAGCAGCCUUGUGCGGGCGUGGGUUCCAAGAGACAGGUGGCUGACAUCCCCCCUGUUGCCUGCAAUGCCGAGGGGCCGGGUUCUAGCCUGUUCUCCUGACCCUGCAGGUCGUGUUUCUGUUGAAGCUCCCCAGCAAGAUGGUUUGGGGUCCUGGUCCUUCUCUUCACCCACCUCCCUUGUUUUAUUUAUGUUUCUGUUUACAAAUUGGAGUGGGGUCCUCAGGGGGACAGGGCAGCUCUCCCCAGGCCCUGGGUGUCACCAGGAGAGUUUUGGCUCGAGCCCAUCUGCAGAGUUGGACUCGGCCUUUCCUGUCACCCCAACCAAGGACCACACUGUGAAGUUGACAACUGCCUUGAACCCCUUGCUGUUUUAUUUAUUAAACUUGAUUUGAAGCCCUUGA